UGAAUGCGAUGACAUGCAUCUUGAUCAAUGCUACCAACAUCUCAUCCCUGCAUAUAAGUAAGGGUCACCUUUCAUAAUGGCUUCUCUCAGCGGAUGAGUCGGUAGCGUAUCCAAAGCGCCGAUCCAAAGAUAGCGGAUUCUAAGCAGGCCGAUGACGCUGGUUACUUUUUUUGGAAGGGUACAAAUCGCUGAGGAACUCCGGUGUGGAUGGUUUUUAUAUGUUGAUAGUACGUCCAUGGAAUAUCCAGUGGAUUAAAAUGGAUAUCUAUUACACGUGCACAAUAUCCAGGACUACACGUCUUAUGGAUGUUCAUAAGACGUUUCUGGUUAUCUGGGAAGAUUCAAAGCAGGCCGAUGACGAUGGUAAGUUCUUUGGAAGGGCACAAGUUGCUGAAGAACGCAGUCUUCCACGACUGACAUUAAAUCUGGUGUCUCAUGUGCCGAGAUUUCGGCACAUGAAAAAAGCAAAAAAAAAGUAACGUGUGGACAACGUUAAUCCACAGACGCGACCGUCUUCGCGUCGCUCGUGAUCGCACUUGUCUGGCGACAAAAAAUUUCGAACUAUGAUUAUGAUCACGAUUACUUACCUUCGCAAUGGGACAGUUGGCCUCCAUGAAGGGGGAAGGUGCUUACAUUAACGUAUAAACUACGUGUUUUCUACACUGCGCGUAAGCAAUACCGUUCGAAGGUAGACAUGGAAUGAUGGGAAUGAUGGCAUGUAGUCUUGAGUCGGAGUGCCAACAUGAAAGGAAGGCUGCUGAAUAGCCGCAUUGUUUUCAUAAAAACUCAGGGCAACAGAUGUUGCCUGUCCCAGUCGCAGAGCCCACUGGUGCCCUUGCCUGAUGCCCCUCAACGGAGAGCAGAGCAUAGACGCUUAGCACGAAGACGCAAAUACGGCUCGCAUUUACAACUACUAAGAAGUCAGAACAAUGUCUCUCAAUGGUGAUUAGCUCCGAGAGUGUUGAAGAUGGCCAUCUUAGUUCCUGUUUUGGGACAGCUCUUUUCCAAUAGCGUACCUACUCUGCCUGUACGAAAAUUUCUGGAAGCUAAUUUGUUUAUUUACAGGGACGACUUGAAUAGAAGUCUAUGCUACACAACGACAGACACGCAAAAUGCGCCUACAUUUUCAGGAGUAGUAGGAUUCAACGUAGAUAAUUUCUGUAAGGCGAGCGCUACUAUGGAUGGACUAACAGCGGGCAAAGGCUCUACAGUGAGCAAAUCGUGUACCACGUCGUGUGGGGUUUCGGGACACUCGUAUGGCACCAACUUCCUUGGUCCAUGCAAGGCUCCGCAGACUUCCGGACAAGCAUGCUUCGACGACGACCAUGCGCUGUGCUUCUUGAAGCAAUGUGCAAAGAAAUACAGCGAGAUAAAAGCGCUGUCCCGUCGUAACUGGAACCUACCAGACAGCCAUUACGACGAAAUGGAUGCCUGUGCUAAAUAUCCAUGACAUGACGUUCAUCUGCUCCAGAUUACCUGGUCGUGUCGUGCUUGGUACUUCGAUUCGACUAAGUGGCUGCUGCCGCUGUCUUGUGUUCAAUAUUGCUGUUCAAUAUGUCACUCUAUAACAGAUUGAUGCUCAUUUGCCA
Molecule: messenger RNA, 1589 nt
Organism: Ornithodoros turicata
Lineage: Eukaryota; Metazoa; Arthropoda; Arachnida; Ixodida; Argasidae
Exons: 4
Coding region: 968-1450 (160 amino acids)
Source: RefSeq, a predicted model, not a curated record